AUGGGCCUCAUCCAGGACGUCGCUGGCACAUUGGAUGCACAUCUUGGCCAUCUGCCCGCGUGGAAGCUGGCUGGACUGGCAUUCGCAACCUUCAUAGCCAUUGCCAUCCUGCUCAACGUCGCGAGCCAGAUCUUGUUCAAGAAUCCGAAUGAACCGCCGCUCGUUUUCCACUGGGUACCCGUCAUCGGCAGCACCAUCAGCUAUGGCAUGGACCCGUACGCCUUCUUCUUUUCUUGCCGCGAAAAGUAUGGUGACGUCUUCACGUUCAUCCUGCUGGGCAAGAAGACGACUGUAGUGUUGGGAACCAAGGGCAACGACUUCAUUUUGAAUGGAAAGUUGAAGGACGUGAAUGCGGAGGAGAUAUACAGUCCGCUCACCACGCCGGUCUUUGGCAAGGACGUGGUGUACGACUGUCCCAACUCGAAGCUCAUGGAGCAGAAGAAGGUAUGCGACAGGAAGUAGACUGGACUCGAUUCAGAGCUAACAGGCUCGCCAGUUCGUCAAAUAUGGCCUCACGUCUUCUGCACUCACAUCAUACGUCACCCUGAUUGCCCACGAGACGAAACAAUUCUUCGCGAAAGACAACCCGCACAAGAAGUUUGCCUCAAACAGUGGCACGAUCAAUCUUCCACCUGCCAUGGCUGAGCUCACGAUUUAUACCGCCAGCCGUUCGCUUCAAGGAAAGGAAGUACGCGAGCGAUUCGAUUCCUCCUUUGCCGAUCUGUACCAUGACCUCGACCAAGGGUUUACUCCUGUCAACUUCAUGCUUCACUGGGCACCUCUACCCCAAAACCGCAAGCGCGACAUCGCACAGAGAAAGAUGGCGGAGACUUAUAUGGACAUCAUCAAAGAGAGAAGAGCAAAAGGAGACCUGAAGGCCGGUAACCACGAAGAGGACAUGAUUUGGAACCUCAUGCAGUGCUCUUACAAGGACGGUACGCCUGUUCCAGACCGCGAGGUGGCACACAUGAUGAUCGCAUUGCUCAUGGCCGGACAACACUCCUCUUCUGCAACUUCAUGCUGGAUCCUCCUGCGGUUGGCUUCGAGACCGGAUAUACAGGAGGAGCUGCUGCAAGAGCAGAAGAAAGUCUUGGGCGUAAACGCAGACGGCUCGAUCAAGGAGCUGAACUACGAGGACCUGUCUCGUCUUCCACUGUUGAAUCAGGUCGUCAAGGAGACGCUGCGAAUCCAUGCUCCGAUCCACUCGAUUCUUCGCAAGGUGAAGUCGCCGAUGCCUCUCCCAAACACGCCAUAUGUCAUCCCAACAUCACACUCUCUCCUUGCCGCUCCUGGUGCGACCAGUCGCAUGGAUUCUCAUUUCCCCGAGGCUCUGCUUUGGGAGCCGCACCGAUGGGAUGAGAACCCAAGUGAGAAAUACGCUCACCUUGUGCCGGCCAUGGUUACGGAAGGCGUCGCAGAGGAGAAAGAAGACUAUGGCUACGGUCUUGUCAGCAAGGGUGCUGCAUCGCCUUAUCUUCCAUUCGGUGCUGGACGACAUCGAUGCAUCGGCGAGCAAUUUGCGUAUGUCCAGCUUCAGACCAUCACGGCUGUCGUGUUGAGGGAGUAUAAACUUCAAAAUGUGGAUGGAAGCGACAAGGUUGUUGGAACAGAUUACAGCAGCUUGUUCAGCCGACCUCUAGCGCCUGCUGUUGUAAGGUGGGAGAGGAGAGAGAAGAAGUAA
Lecanosticta acicola is the source of this 1681-nucleotide messenger RNA. Lineage: Eukaryota; Fungi; Ascomycota; Dothideomycetes; Mycosphaerellales; Mycosphaerellaceae. The record is from the annotation of a GenBank genome assembly.